CCCAUACUCCCGGAGUACCCCCCACAGGGCCUCCUGAGGGACGCGAUCAAACGCCUUCUCCAAAUCCACAAAACACAUGUAGACUGGUUGGGCUCAUUCCCACGCACCCUCCAGGAUCCCCCUAAGGGUAUAGAGCUGGUCCAGUGUUCCACGGCCAGGACAAAAACCACAUUGCUCCUCCUGAAUCUGAGGUUCAACAAUCCGACUGACCCUCCUCUCCAGAACUCCUGAAUAGAUCUUACCAGGAAGGUUCAGGAGUGUGAUCCCCCUGUAGUUGGAACACACCCUGCGGUCCCCCUUUUUAAAUAAGUGGACCACCUUCCCGGUCUGCCAGUCCAGUGGGACUGCCCCCGAUGUCCACGCAAUAUUGCAGAGCCGCGACAGCCAACACAGCCCCACAACAUCCAGAGCCUUAAGGAACUCUGGGCGGAUCUCAUCCACCCCUGGAGCCUUGCCACAGAGGAGCUUUUUAACCACCUCAGUGACCUCAGCACCAGAGAUUUGAGAGGCCAACCCAAAGUCCCCAGACUCUGCUUCCUCACUGGAAGACGUGUCGGUGGGAUUGAGGAGGCGGAUGGCUGCUUAUACUGAGCCAGGAUCCUCUGGAGGUUUCUUCCUGUUAAAAGGGAGUUUUCCUCUCCACUGUCGCUAUAUGCUUGCUUAGUAUGAGGAUUGCUGUAAAGACUCUGACACUAGUCUGUUGGAAAGGCCACCAGGUGGCACACUUGCGGACUCACGCUCUCACUCUCUCAGAGCAGAGCUGACGACAGUGCAGAGGAGACCACCAAGCAGAGCAUGUGGAGAAGCACAUGAGACAGCAGAAUGGAGGAGAGUUUUACUUUGCUAGUUCCCAGGUUAAAUCAGUUUUGUGUGCGUGAAUGACUGCUAACGACGAUGGAUCGUGUUACAUUCGACGGUCCAACCAUGGUUCGAGUGGGUGUGGUGAACAGAAUGCUACUUGAACCUUCUGGGGAACUCGGUCGGUGAUGUCAAAGGACGCCUAACUCGAGCCUUAGCGCCGGUUCAUGGAGCACCGGCUGCCCAGGUGCCUCCGCCUGAGCCGGCCGGUCCACCUCCUCCUCCGUCUGCCAGGACGUAGAAGACUUGGGGUGAGUUGAGAUGAACAUGCUGUGGGUUCCUGAAGUCAGGUGAUCAGUCAGGUAACAGUAGAUUGGUUUAGGCCACAUAGUACUGUUAUCCAAAUUUUUUUUUAGUCUCACUAAUCUUAAUUCCUUAUGGGAACAUUCACAUGAGGGUGAUUACUAACCACUGAUGUACAUUUUUAGCUCCUAGACAAUCACACGUCUAUCUUUUUGUAGAAUUUUGUUUCAGUGAAUGAGUUGAAAUCUUUACGAUUAGCUUGGUUGAUUACCAUCAGGGGCUACAGCCAUUUUUGCCCUUCAGUUGAUUAUAUUUUUUUGUGUAGUGCAGUGAGUUCUCCCAUACGCAGUAUAGGGUUCUUUUAAUUUUAUGCUUUUUUGCACCACCCUUUUUGCAUCUCAUGUAGAGAGGGUUGCAUCCAUUUCUUCGCUUAGAGCUAAUUCACAUAAUCCCUUCACAUAGUACUUGCAGGUACUCACAGUGAUAGGUUUAUAUUUGUUUGUUGAUUUGCAUGAGGCACUAUUUUGUUGUGUCUACAUUGAAGUGCCCUGUGCUGUGCUCUCUCUUUCCUGCUGAGUUCGUGAUGAUCCUGCUUCCUGAGGGUGGACCCGAGACUCGUCAUCGGAAUCUACUCCUCCUGGUUGGUGCUCCGGCUCAUUGGACCUGGACGUCCGUUGGUUCCGGCAUGGCUGCUGGGAUACUUCGCUCGCUGGGACGACCUGUCUGCUGCUCUUCCCUUUUGCUGGAUUAUGAUAAGUGCUCUUACAAAGAUCAGUUUGCUGUUUAGAAUUAUUCCAGACCUGUGGAGAUAUAAGUUGCUGCUGCUUCAAUUAUUGCUUCCAUGGGAAUGUAUGAUAAUCUACUGACUUGUGUGCUUCCUAAGGAGUAUGCGAGACUGUUCUUCGGCGUGGGGUUCGUACCUCACCACUGUUGGCCUCUUCCUGUGGGAUUGCACCCUGCUCUGUUGUCGGGGUCCUUCAUAACUCUGGUUUGUUCAAUGACCAGGUGGUCUCUGGACGGACCACUGUGCCCUUGAAAAGGGGGGUAUGUAACGUGAUGAAGGAGCUAUUUCAGCCAAGGUUAUUUAAUCUUUCCCACAGUCCCUUUGACACAGCACCAGAGUGCAUGAAACAGCCUCAUGGUCAUGCAUUCACUUCUAAACUGUUUACAUUCCAGCAAUGAAGACAGAAGAUGAAGACUGCUUUCUUUUCUUUUAUUAAAAGCCAAAGAACUCUAUUUUCAAUAAAAGCUAAUCAAAACAACUGUUAAUCAAAUAAUACCAUGUGAACGAUCUGUGAAAUCACAAUAUUAUGAUUAAUAUGUUUAUAAUAAGUAAAUGACUUAUUCUAGCCACUAGACACGCUGAUACAUUAAGGUAAAUAAUCACAUGACACAUUGCUGUCACUGAUCCAAUCAGAACCUUCACAUCUGAAGCGUGGCAGAGUCUCUGUGGUGUUUAUUUAAUCUGUCAGCUUUGAUUCGUCCAGAAUCAUAAACAUCAAUAUUAAUAAAACAGUCCAACGCCAUUUUUAAGGCCAGUAUUCAACAACAUCUCAAGAUCCCCUGAAGUUCACCGCAUGCUAAGUGAAGUAUGGACCGACCAUCUAUACUUUCCUUUUUAAGCUAAGAACUGCCAAGCUGGGGAAUCCUGUCAUUAUUAUCAACAAGCAACGGUUCCUUCAGAAUAAAAGCUGAAUCCGCUGACCAAAGGGGGGUCCCUUUUGACGCUGUGAAACACCUGUUGCUUUUCACCUGGAGUCUAUCCAAAGACUGGUUUGUCGUGCUGUCGACGCUGUUUCAUCGGCUCCAGUACCAGUGGAAAGUUGUGAACCUGGCAUCCUGAUCUGUACGGGAGUCUCACUGAAGGACAUGUGGAUGCGACAUAAAUGUCGUCUCAUGUUUUUAUGACCAUGGUUCAAACGUUGAUCAGUUAGGAGCAAAACAUCUCCCACUCAGACUCGCUUCUCCGGAACGGAGGUUCUGAACUGACAUCGCACCAACACACACUUCACCUCACAUUCCAUUCCACAAACGUCCAUCAUUAGAGUUAGUUUUGUUAAAUUGUUUAAAAUUAAUUUUAGUAAUAAAAUUUCUUAAACGUUUGAAAGUCUCUCUCUCUUCUCUUGUCUCUCAGUUCAUGCAAAGUGUUUAUUUAAUUUCCCUGUAAUAAAAAGAACCAAUCUUCUGAUUUAAAUAACCCAGUGUCCAUUAGAUGGGAUCCAUACUCGAUAUGGAUCUUUAAUGUCUAUGGUCAUUAAUUAGAUUGUAACUUUUUAACACUACAACUCCCUCCCUGAUACAGUCCAUCUACCUACUAACAACAGGCAAUCUAACACUAGUCAGUGACUUGAUGCAAUUUGCUGUAUUCCUUAUAUAGGAAACAUUUUUCCUGAUUGGCUUAAUGAAAUGACUUGGAUUGGAAUGUUUAUUAUGUGAAGUGCCUUGAGAUGACUCCUCCUUGAACUGUCACCUUAUCGUGGUGGAGGAGUUUGAGUGCCCUAAUGAUCCUAGGAGCUAUGUUGUCUGGGGCACUUUGUGCCCCUGGUAAGGUCUCCCAUGACAAAUUGGUCUUAGGUGAAGGGUGAGACAAAGAAAGGUUCACAGGAUCUUUCAUGGAUGUAAAUUCAAAGAGUUGGAGUACCCGGCCCGGAGGGUUACCGGGAUCCCACCCUGGAGCCAGGCCUGGGGUUGGGACCCGUGAGCGAGCGCCUGGUGGCCGGGCUUUCGCCCAUUGGGCCCAGCCGGGCCCUGCCUGAACCGGAUACAUGGGCUCAUCCAACUGUGGACCCACCACCCGCAGGAGGAACAUGAAGGGUCCGGUGCAGUGUGGAUCGGGUGGCAGACCAAGGCGGGGGCCUUGGCGGUCCGAUCCCCGGACAAGAAAACUGGUUUUUGGGACAUGGAACGUCACCUCGUUGGCGGGGAAGGAGCAGGAGCUUGUGGCAGAGAUUGAGCGGUACCGGCUAGAUAUAGUCGGACUCACCUCGACACAUAGCAUUGGCUCUGGAACCCAAGUCCUUGAGAGGGGUUGGACACUCUCCUUUGCUGGAGUUGCUCCGGGUGAGAGGCGGAGGGCUGGGGUUGGCUUUUUGUUAGCCCCAAGACUCUCUGCCUGUGUGUUGGGGUUUACCCCGGGGGACAAGAGGGUAGCUUCCCUGCGCCUUCAGGUCGGGGAACGGGUCCUGACUGUUGUUUGUGCUUAUGGGCCAAAUAUCAGUUCAGAGUACCCACCCUUUUUGGAGUCCCUGGGACGAGUGCUAGAUAGUGCUCCAUCGGGGGACUCCAUUGUCCUGCUGGGGGACUUCAAUGCUCACGUGGGCAAUGACAGCUUGACCUGGAGGGGUGUGAUUGGGAGGAACGGCCCGCCUGAUCUGAACUUGAGUGGUGUUUCGUUAUUGGACUUCUGUGCAAGCCACAGUUUGGCCAUAACGAACACCAUGUUCGAACAUAAGGAUGCCCAUCGGUACACUUGGUACCAGGGCAGCCUAGGUCGCAGGUCGAUGAUAGACUUUGUAGUCGUAUCAUCUGAUCUGAUCUGUUCUGUUUUGGACACCCGAGUGAAGAGAGGAGCGGAGGUGUCAACUGAUCACCACCUGGUGGUGAGUUGGAUCAGAUGGCAGGGGAAGAUGCCGCGUAGACCUGGCAGACCCAAAUGAAUAGUGAGGGUCUACUGGGAACGCCUGGCAGAAGAACCUGUUAAGACGAUCUUCAACUCCCACCUCCGGCAGAGCUUUGACCGCGUCCUGAGAGCAGU
This is a messenger RNA of Nothobranchius furzeri (turquoise killifish), 4855 nucleotides long. Lineage: Eukaryota; Metazoa; Chordata; Actinopteri; Cyprinodontiformes; Nothobranchiidae. The record is from RefSeq and is a predicted model, not a curated record.